CGACAGUUCUAAGCAACUUCUCGAUCAGCUUCAUUAUCAUCAUGAAAGUAUUUAUCAUCUUGGCUGCCUUCGCCGCAUUGGCCGCAGCUGUGGAGCUAACAGAAGAACAGAGGGCCGCGGUUAAGGAGCGGGCCAAGGCUUGCGCUCAGCAGGAGGGCGUCACCAAGGAGCAGGCCCAGGCACUGCGCUCCGGCAACUUCGCGGAUGCCGAUGACAAGGUCAAGUGCUUUGCCAAUUGCUUCCUGGAGAAGUCUGGCUUCGUCGUCGAUGGCCAGAUCAAGCCCGAUGUGGUGCUGGCCAAGCUGGGUCCCAUUGCCGGCGAGGACAAGGUGAAGGUGGUUCAGGCCAAGUGUGACUCGCUCAAGGGAGCCAACAAGUGCGAAACUAGCUUUGAGCUGUACAAGUGCUACCACAACAAUCAGGCUCAGAUAUAAGUCAAAAAUCUCUUAACUCUUGCAAUAAACAUACGUAUCUAAUUACAUAAA
Messenger RNA from Drosophila guanche, 485 nucleotides. RefSeq names its product general odorant-binding protein 56d-like. The record is from RefSeq and is a predicted model, not a curated record. The coding region runs from base 42 to 434 and encodes 130 amino acids. Gene Ontology annotation, biological process: sensory perception of smell. Lineage: Eukaryota; Metazoa; Arthropoda; Insecta; Diptera; Drosophilidae. Gene Ontology annotation, molecular function: odorant binding. The transcript has 2 exons.